Cryptomeria japonica (Japanese cedar) is the source of this 1530-nucleotide messenger RNA. RefSeq names its product transcription termination factor MTEF1, chloroplastic. Gene Ontology annotation, molecular function: double-stranded DNA binding. The coding region runs from base 85 to 672 and encodes 195 amino acids. Lineage: Eukaryota; Viridiplantae; Streptophyta; Pinopsida; Cupressales; Cupressaceae. The record is from RefSeq and is a predicted model, not a curated record. Gene Ontology annotation, cellular component: chloroplast. The transcript is spliced from 2 exons. Gene Ontology annotation, biological process: chloroplast organization; regulation of DNA-templated transcription.
ACCAAUUACGCAGGUUAUUUUAGCAUAGAACUUUUCUGGUUGAAAACCCUAACCUCCUCUUCUUUUGUUGUAGUAGCAGCUCCCAUGAAUUCCAUUGUAUGCUGCAAACUCUUUUCUAUUCACCCAUUUUUUUCUCGCAAUGUUUUCAAAACAGAAGCUUAUUCGCAGGCCCUCUUUUCACAAUUUGCCUCCACCAAACUUAACCUCUCUGAGACCGACAUCACUCGGAUGCUCAAGUUGCAACCCCGAUUGCAGAACCUUCGAACCCUCCAUAAUGUAGAGCAGUACAUUCAUUCGUUGAAGAAGCAUGGCUGCACUGAAGUCGAAAUUGCCAAAAUGAUGAAGACAAAGCCCCAGCUUAUCGGAAUUCUAGAAAGAACAUUGGAACCUAAGCUCCAGCUACUGGAAGAUUUCGGUUUUGUGGAUCGAAACCUGGCCAAACUUUUGACAAGAAAUCCAUACAUUUUGGGCUAUAGCCUCACUAACAACCUUCUUCCCAAGAUGGAGUUUCUGAAGGAUGUAUUUCAGUCCCAGGAUUUGCUCGUUAAAGCCCUGUUAAGAGCACCAAGACUUCUCAGUUCUAGCUUGGAAAAGACCCUGAAGCCCUCGCUUGCUUUCUGGGAAGGAUGGGGUUUUCGUGGGGAGGCACUCGUUAGCUUCUUACAGGUAUAGUGGCUACGCGCCGCACGAAAACGUUAGAGGCGAAGAUUGAGCAUCUCAAACUCUGCGGGCUCUCGGCUGAAGAAACCUGGCAAGUACUUCGAGCUGUCCCUCUAGUUUGGUAUUUCUCAAGGAAAAAUGUUAGUGAAAAGAUUAACUUUCUAGCUAAUAACAUGGAGCUCCCUGUACAUUAUGUAGUGAAGCAUCCUUGGUUGUUGCUAAUCAGUUUGAAAAAGACUAUGAGACCCAGGUUUAUGGUUUGGCAGAAAAUCAAUUCCAUCAAUAGCUCUGAGCUUCGCCUUUUGACUUUAUUGAAGAUGACACAGACUAGUUUUGUUGAUAAAAUUAUAAAAGGGCAUCCUGAAUCUAAAAUGCUGUGGACAAUUUAUGAAAAUGCUAUCUCUCACGCCUCCAACCGCACAAAGAGUUUAACAAAAAAAAAAUUUGAUAGAGAAAGUGAGAGCCAGGUGAUCUGGUGAUCUAGUGGUAACAUUUUCAACAACAGGAGCUAUGUUGAUAUGCCCUCUGCUCUGCGUUCUGUGUCUAGUUGCUUUACAGUGGACUUGUCAAUUUCGAGCCAGAACAGCGGACUUGUCAAUUUACAGUGGAAGUUCAUCAGCAAUUGGACAAUAUUAGAAAACUUUUAGUUGGAAGUUUAAUAAAUGGUUUUAAGCAGAGUCUUGGGACUGACACUGACCAGGUCCAUUUCAAGCUCUGGCUCGAAAUUGAAAUUGUAUUACAAGAUGAAAUGGAUUUUUAUUGUUUCCAAUUUAGAAUAACAUCAAUGACAUGGAUGAAAACUGCAAAUCCUCUCAAAAUUCUGAAAUAAUCUGCAAAUUUUUAAAUUUCAAUGGACUAGUUGUUGUGUUA